AUGUCUGCGACAUAUCGUGCAACAAGUCCAGCGUUUGGAAAUGGAUUGCCACCACCACCAGCAGUGGUAGCGACAACAGCAGCAGCAGCAAGCUUUUUUCAAAAUCAGCCACAACAACAGCAAUCAGGUGGAUAUCAUGCAAGUCCUCAUCAGAUGCUUCCUGAAAAUAUUUUAGAAGAGAAAGCGCGUAAAUGGAAACAAUUACAAUCAAAGCGUUAUGCGGAAAAGCGUAAAUUUGGCUUCGUUGAUUCACAAAAAGAAGACAUGCCACCAGAACAUGUUCGUAAAAUAAUAAGAGAUCACGGUGAUAUGACUUCACGCAAGUAUCGCCAUGAUAAACGAGUUUACCUUGGUGCACUCAAAUAUAUGCCUCAUGCUGUUUUGAAAUUGUUAGAAAAUAUGCCUAUGCCAUGGGAACAAAUUCGCGAUUGCAAGGUACUUUAUCAUAUUACGGGUGCAAUUACCUUCGUCAACGAAAUUCCACGUGUAAUUGAACCUGUAUAUAUGGCGCAGUGGGGUACUAUGUGGAUUAUGAUGCGGCGUGAAAAACGUGACCGGCGCCAUUUUAAGCGUAUGCGUUUUCCACCAUUCGAUGAUGAAGAGCCUCCACUAGAUUAUGCUGAUAAUAUAUUGGACGUAGAGCCAUUGGAGCCCAUACAAAUGGAACUCGAUCCAGAAGAGGAUCGAACUGUGAUCGAAUGGUUUUAUGACCACAAGCCCUUAGCAUCCACACGAUUUGUUAAUGGAACGACUUAUCGGCGUUGGGCAUUUAGUAUUCCGAUGAUGGCUACUUUGUAUCGCUUAGCGAACCAAUUGCUGACUGAUUUGGUGGACGAUAACUAUUUUUAUUUGUUUGAUUUAAAAUCAUUUUUCACAGCAAAAGCGUUAAAUGUUGCCAUUCCUGGCGGCCCAAAAUUUGAACCACUCAUCAAAGAUGUCAAUGCUUUUGAUGAAGAUUGGAACGAGUUUAAUGAUAUUAACAAAGUUAUUAUACGAGCGCCUAUUCGGACCGAAUACAGGAUUGCAUUUCCGUUUAUGUACAACAAUCUUAUUAAUGCUUUACCCGUUCAAGUGUCAUGGUACCAUACACCCUCAGUUGUAUUUAUCAAAACUGAAGAUCCUGAUCUGCCAGCAUUUUAUUUCGACCCACUUAUUAAUCCAAUGACUUUGCGGAAUGCUGAAAAAAAUAUUGAUCCAUUACCAGAAGAUGAUGACUUUUUAUUGCCCGAGGAAGUGGUGCCGAAUUUCAGCGAAGUGCCAUUGUAUACGGAAAAUACCGGCAAUGGAAUUGCUUUAAUGUGGGCUCCACGACCAUUCAAUAUGCGUUCUGGUCGAACUAGAAGGGCUAUAGAUGUACCUCUGGUCAAGACUUGGUAUCGAGAACAUUGUCCUUCUGGAAUGCCUGUUAAAGUUCGCGUUUCGUACCAAAAAUUGCUAAAAGUAUUUGUUCUUAAUGCGUUACGGCAUAGACCUCCUAAACCGCAAAAGCGAAGGUACUUGUUCCGUUCUUUUAAAUCGACCAAAUUUUUCCAGUCAACAACAUUAGAUUGGGUAGAAGCUGGUUUGCAAGUUUUACGCCAAGGAUAUAACAUGCUAAAUCUUCUGAUUCAUCGAAAAAAUUUGAACUAUCUUCAUCUUGAUUAUAAUUUUAACUUGAAGCCGGUUAAGACUUUAACCACAAAAGAACGUAAAAAGUCGAGAUUCGGAAAUGCAUUCCAUCUUUGUCGUGAGAUUCUUCGCUUAACAAAGUUAGUCGUUGAUGCCCAUGUUCAAUACAGAUUGAAUAAUGUCGACGCUUAUCAAUUGGCUGAUGGCUUGCAAUAUAUUUUUUCUCAUGUUGGUCAGCUCACUGGAAUGUAUCGUUACAAAUAUAAACUUAUGCGACAAGUGCGAAUGUGUAAAGAUUUGAAACAUUUGAUUUAUUACCGCUUUAAUACUGGACCAGUUGGUAAGGGACCAGGUUGUGGUGUUUGGGCUCCAGGAUGGAGAGUAUGGCUAUUUUUCAUGCGAGGGAUUACUCCUUUGUUAGAGCGAUGGCUUGGUAAUCUGUUAUCAAGGCAAUUCGAAGGCCGACAUUCGAAAGGGGUUGCAAAGACGGUAACUAAACAAAGAGUUGAAUCUCAUUUUGAUCUUGAAUUGAGAGCAGCCGUUAUGCAUGAUAUUUUGGAUAUGAUGCCAGAAGGUAUAAAACAAAACAAAGCUCGCGUUAUUCUUCAACAUCUCAGCGAAGCAUGGCGUUGCUGGAAAGCGAAUAUUCCUUGGAAAGUCCCUGGAUUACCUACUCCGGUUGAAAAUAUGAUACUGCGAUAUGUGAAAGCUAAGGCAGAUUGGUGGACGAAUUCAGCUCAUUAUAAUCGUGAACGAGUUCGGCGCGGUGCUACCGUUGACAAAACUGUUUGCAAAAAAAACCUUGGCAGGCUUACUCGACUUUAUCUCAAGGCUGAACAAGAACGGCAACAUAAUUAUCUUAAAGACGGUCCCUAUAUUAGUGCUGAAGAAGCUGUCGCGAUUUACACUGCAACUGUGCAUUGGCUUGAAUCGCGUCGAUUUUCACCAAUUCCAUUUCCACCUCUUUCUUAUAAACAUGAUACUAAGCUUCUCAUUUUGGCUCUAGAAAGACUUAAAGAGGCGUAUUCAGUUAAAAAUCGCCUUAAUCAAAGUCAAAGAGAAGAAUUGGCAUUGAUCGAACAAGCUUAUGAUAAUCCACAUGAAGCGCUUUCUCGUAUAAAGCGUCAUAUGUUGACCCAGCGUGCUUUCAAGGAAGUUGGAAUUGAAUUCAUGGAUCUUUAUUCUCAUUUGGUUCCCGUUUAUGACAUUGAACCAUUGGAGAAAGUUACUGAUGCUUAUCUUGAUCAGUAUUUAUGGUACGAAGCAGAUAAACGUCGUCUGUUUCCUUCAUGGAUAAAACCUGGUGAUACUGAGCCACCUCCUUUACUCACAUAUAAAUGGUGUCAAGGAAUUAAUAAUCUCCAGGACGUUUGGGAUACAAAUGAAGGCGAAUGUAAUGUUAUGCUUGAGUCGCGCCUUGAGAAGGUUUAUGAAAAAAUGGAUCUAACAUUACUUAACAGACUUUUAAGAUUGAUUGUCGACCACAAUAUCGCAGAUUAUAUGACAGCGAAGAAUAAUGUUCUGAUUAAUUAUAAGGAUAUGAAUCAUACAAAUUCCUUUGGCAUAAUUCGUGGUCUUCAGUUUGCAUCUUUCAUAGUACAGUACUAUGGUCUUGUACUCGAUCUACUUAUUUUAGGCUUGAGACGCGCAAGUGAAAUCGCUGGACCGCCUCAGUGCCCUAAUGAGUUUUUAACGUAUCAAGAUAUUGCCACGGAAAUUUCUCAUCCAGUUCGGUUAUACUGUAGAUAUAUUGAUAAAAUAUGGAUAUUCUUCAGAUUUUCUGCUGAUGAAGCUCGUGACUUAAUUCAGCGAUAUCUCACUGAACAUCCUGAUCCGAAUAAUGAAAACAUUGUUGGAUAUAAUAACAAAAAGUGUUGGCCACGGGAUGCACGUAUGCGAUUGAUGAAACAUGACGUGAACCUGGGUCGUGCUGUAUUUUGGGAUAUUAAGAAUCGAUUGCCCCGUUGUGUAACAACUGUCGAGUGGGAAAAUUCUUUUGUUUCGGUCUACAGUAAAGAUAAUCCGAAUCUUUUAUUCGAUAUGUGCGGUUUUGAAUGUCGUAUUUUGCCGAAAUGUCGUAUGGCAACUGAAGAACUGACACAUCGUGAUGGAGUUUGGAAUCUCCAGAAUGAAGUAACGAAAGAACGAACUGCUCAUUGUUUCCUGAAAGUUGAUGAAGAAUCCUUAUUAAAGUUCCAUAAUCGUAUUCGUCAAAUUCUCAUGUCUUCCGGAUCAACUACUUUUACAAAGAUUGUUAAUAAAUGGAAUACUGCAUUAAUUGGUUUGAUGACCUAUUUUCGAGAGGCCGUUGUAAAUACUCAGGAAUUAUUAGAUUUACUUGUCAAGUGUGAAAACAAAAUACAAACUCGAAUUAAAAUUGGACUCAAUUCGAAAAUGCCUGCUCGUUUCCCUCCCGUCGUUUUUUACACGCCGAAAGAAAUUGGUGGCCUUGGAAUGCUUUCUAUGGGACAUGUCCUGAUUCCGCAGUCGGAUCUUCGGUGGAUGAAACAAACAGAAUCUGGUGGUGUCACACAUUUUCGAAGCGGCAUGACUCACGAUGAAGAUCAAUUAAUUCCAAAUUUGUAUAGGUAUAUCCAGCCAUGGGAAGCUGAAUUUAUUGAUUCACAACGUGUUUGGGCCGAAUAUGCCUUAAAGCGUCAAGAGGCUAACGCACAAAAUCGACGAUUAACACUCGAAGAUUUAGAUGAUAGUUGGGAUCGAGGUAUACCUCGAAUUAAUACAUUGUUCCAAAAAGAUCGCCAUACUUUAGCUUAUGACAAAGGCUGGAGAGUCCGAACUGAAUUCAAAACUUAUCAGAUUCUUAAGCAAAAUCCAUUUUGGUGGACUCAUCAGCGUCAUGAUGGAAAACUUUGGAAUCUUAAUAAUUACCGUACAGAUAUGAUUCAGGCACUUGGAGGUGUUGAGGGCAUCCUGGAGCAUACUUUAUUCAGAGGCACAUAUUUUCCAACAUGGGAAGGACUUUUUUGGGAACGAGCUUCUGGAUUCGAAGAGUCAAUGAAGUUUAAGAAAUUAACAAAUGCUCAGCGUUCUGGUCUUAACCAAAUUCCAAAUCGUCGUUUCACCCUUUGGUGGUCCCCAACAAUCAACAGAGCAAAUGUGUAUGUUGGUUUUCAAGUACAGCUUGACCUAACAGGCAUAUUUAUGCAUGGAAAAAUUCCAACAUUAAAAAUUUCUCUAAUUCAAAUUUUCCGCGCUCAUCUUUGGCAGAAAAUACAUGAAUCAGUUGUAAUGGACCUGUGUCAAGUGUUUGACCAAGAGCUGGAUGCUUUGGAGAUUCAGACUGUGCAGAAAGAAACUAUUCAUCCUCGAAAAUCGUACAAAAUGAACAGUUCUUGCGCUGAUAUUUUGUUAUUUGCUCAAUAUAAGUGGCACGUUUCAAGACCUUCUCUUCUGGCUGAUUCAAAAGAUGUGAUGGAUAAUACAACGACUCAGAAAUAUUGGUUAGACAUACAGUUGAGAUGGGGCGAUUAUGAUUCCCAUGAUGUGGAGCGUUAUGCACGGGCCAAGUUCUUAGAUUAUACGACAGAUAAUAUGUCUAUAUAUCCAUCUCCAACCGGCGUGCUCAUUGCAAUUGAUUUGGCUUAUAAUUUAUACAGUGCCUAUGGUAAUUGGUUCCCUGGAAUGAAGCCAUUAAUACGACAAGCUAUGGCUAAGAUUAUUAAAGCUAAUCCGGCAUUCUAUGUACUUCGAGAGCGUAUUCGAAAGGGUUUGCAGUUAUAUUCAUCCGAACCUACUGAACCCUAUUUAACAUCUCAGAACUAUGGAGAAUUGUUCAGUAAUCAAAUUAUUUGGUUCGUUGACGAUACGAAUGUAUAUCGAGUUACUAUACACAAAACUUUCGAAGGUAAUCUCACUACCAAACCAAUCAAUGGUGCGAUCUUCAUUUUCAAUCCUAGAACCGGACAGCUGUUUUUGAAAAUUAUUCAUACUAGUGUGUGGGCUGGACAAAAACGUCUCAGUCAACUGGCAAAGUGGAAAACUGCUGAGGAAGUAGCUGCAUUAAUACGAUCAUUACCCGUUGAAGAGCAACCAAGGCAGAUCAUUGUUACACGUAAGGCUAUGCUCGAUCCUCUUGAAGUACAUUUACUAGAUUUUCCGAAUAUUGUUAUAAAAGGAUCUGAACUAAUGUUGCCAUUCCAAGCAAUCAUGAAAGUUGAAAAAUUCGGCGAUUUAAUUUUGAAAGCAACAGAACCUCAAAUGGUAUUAUUCAAUCUGUACGACGAUUGGCUGAAGACAAUAUCCAGUUAUACAGCUUUUUCAAGAGUUAUUUUGAUUAUGCGUGGUAUGCAUAUCAACCCAGAUAAAACGAAGGUUAUAUUAAAGCCCGAUAAAACUACUAUCACUGAACCACACCACAUCUGGCCUUCACUGGCCGAUGAAGACUGGAUUAAGGUCGAAUUAGCCUUAAAGGAUAUGAUUUUGGCUGAUUAUGGUAAGAAAAAUAACGUUAAUGUGGCAUCUUUGACGCAAAGUGAAGUGCGUGAUAUUAUUCUUGGCAUGGAAAUAAGCGCUCCAUCUGCUCAGCGACAACAAAUUGCCGACAUUGAAAAGCAAACAAAGGAACAAAGCCAGGUUACUGCAACGACAACGCGAACAAUAAAUAAACAUGGCGAUGAAAUAAUUUCGGCAACCACUAGUAACUACGAAAGUCAAACGUUUUCAUCUCGCACAGAAUGGCGUGUGCGUGCGAUAAGUGCAACAAAUUUGCAUCUUCGAACGCAACAUAUAUAUGUGAACUCCGAUGAUGUUAAAGAUACUGGAUUUACCUAUAUUUUACCUAAAAAUGUAUUGAAAAAGUUUAUAAUCAUAUCUGACCUUCGUACUCAGAUUGCUGGAUAUUUGUAUGGUGUAUCUCCACCAGAUAAUCCACAGGUGAAAGAAAUUCGUUGUAUAGCUUUGCCGCCGCAAUGGGGUACUCAUCAGAUGGUACAUUUACCAAAUCAGUUGCCAACUCAUGAAUUCAUCAAAGAUCUUGAACCGCUUGGAUGGAUGCAUACUCAGCCCAAUGAAUUGCCACAGUUAUCUCCACAAGAUGUCACUGCUCAUGCCAAAACACUAAUGGAAAAUGAAAGCUGGGAUGGUGAGAAAACUAUUAUUAUUACUUGCAGUUUCACUCCUGGUUCAGUGUCCUUAACAGCCUAUAAAUUAACACCUAGUGGAUUUGAAUGGGCGCGUACAAAUACUGAUAAGCAGAGUAACAAUCCAAAGGGCUAUCUUCCAUCUCAUUAUGAAAAGGUGCAAAUGCUUCUUUCUGAUCGAUUCCUUGGAUAUUUCAUGGUGCCUUCGUCAGGAAUUUGGAAUUACAAUUUCAUGGGUGUACGACAUGAGGCAAAUAUGAGAUAUGAUCUUAUGUUAUCCAAUCCGAAGGAAUUUUAUCAUGAAGAUCAUCGGCCGCUUCAUUUUCAGAAUUUCAAGGGAUUUGACGAUCCUUUGGGAAUCGCUACUGCUGAUCGAGAAGAUUCUUUUGCUUGA
Messenger RNA from Dracunculus medinensis (Guinea worm), 7101 nucleotides. The record is from the annotation of a GenBank genome assembly. NCBI's taxonomy places the organism in Eukaryota, Metazoa, Nematoda, Chromadorea, Rhabditida, Dracunculidae.